Messenger RNA from Eufriesea mexicana, 2507 nucleotides. RefSeq names its product BTB-protein-VII (gene BtbVII). The transcript has 7 exons. Gene Ontology annotation, biological process: regulation of transcription by RNA polymerase II. Lineage: Eukaryota; Metazoa; Arthropoda; Insecta; Hymenoptera; Apidae. The record is from RefSeq and is a predicted model, not a curated record. Gene Ontology annotation, cellular component: nucleus. Gene Ontology annotation, molecular function: protein binding; DNA binding. Bases 201 to 2507 code for a protein of 768 amino acids.
GUCUGUUGUGGAAAAUUUCGUCGAAUCCAUGGCAGCGCCGAGUGGACUCUGUUUUUCUUAAUAAACACCGAAACAGUGGAUCUUGCAGUACAUCGUGUCAUCCAGCGGAUGUUCCGUUAUCAGUGGUAUUAUCCACAAGGAAUCCUUGUUUAAACGAAGUGUAAUUAUAGUGUUUGGAAGUAAUUUGACAAUUCAUUGCAAUGUCGAUGCAACAGUUUUGUUUGCGGUGGAACAAUCAUCAACCGAAUUUUAUUUCGGUGUUCUCUAAUCUAUUAAAUAAUGAAACUUUGGUGGAUGUGACAUUAGCUGCUGAAGGCAGACAUCUCCAGGCGCACAAAGUUGUUUUGUCUGCAUGCAGUACAUAUUUUCAAUCAUUGUUUACUGUGAAUCCAUGUCAACAUCCAAUUGUCAUAUUAAAGGAUGUAAAAUUCUCUGACUUGAAAAUCAUGGUUGAUUUUAUGUAUUAUGGCGAAGUAAACAUAUCACAGGAUCAGUUACCAUCUAUCAUAAAGACUGCAGAGAGUUUAAAAAUAAAAGGACUUGCAGAAAUGCACAGUGCUUCUUUAACCAAGUGGCCAAGUGGUAGUAGUGAACCUGGAGGAGGAGAUCGUGGAGAAUCUUGUUCACCUAGUCCGUCACCAUUGUCUCCAUCUUUUCGAAGAAAGAGAUUAAGAAAAUCAUCCACUGGGUCAACAUCUGGAUCUGGUGACAAACCAGAAGAAAUGAAUGAAAUCACUUUAGUUGCCACCAAUAUCGUAAAACCAGAACCAUUAAUAGUUUCACAAGAAGGCAAUGAAAGUCUAAGAAGACCUGUCAAUACCAGUACUGAAUCUCAAGGAAGUAUUGAUGAAGAUCAAAUAUCAAUUAUGAGUAAUAUGGAAAACAGUUCAGCAACAACACCAGCACAAAGUGAUGGUUCAAUACAAGAUGUGAGUCAACAAUCAGGAGGAAAUGUGGCACAAAGUUCAGUUUCUUCUCAACCACCUGCACAUCAAGGAUUGCAAUGGACUAUUAUGGAGCAUACAUAUCCACGUUUCGCUCUGUCCUCGUGUCAAACGAAUCUGUCGAUCCAAGCGUCAUCAGCUUUUACCACGCCCGAAAUAACAGCUUCUUCGACCAUCAGUGAUCAGUACUCUGGUACCAGCACGACUGGUUCCAGUUGCGCCUUGACGAAUUAUCCAAACUCCUCACACGGGACAUUGCAGCACGCAUCGUCGGGCGGCCCUUCACCGUCGACACAGUGCCCGAGUAACUGCCAGAGUCCGUGUGCCAGUCCACAAACCGCAAUAAAGAGGAAACGAUCGACAAAUCCGCAGGCGGAUGAGAAUUUUAUCAGAGCAUUAGACGCUGUACGAUAUGGCGGCAUAGGAUUCUGUAAGGCGGCUAGAAUGUUCGGUGUGAACAAUCGAACACUUUGGCUGGAAUACAAAAAGCGCGGUUACCCGAACAAUCGACCCAGUUUGAAGUCGAGGGUCAAACAAGAAGUGAAUUCCUCACCGCCACCAGCACCGUCGGCGCAACCAGUUAAUUCACAGAGUCCCACGCCAAUGGGUCCUCCCACCACUCCACAUAGUACACACAAUACCCACAGCACGCAUACCAUGCUGACCACUCAUAGUCCGCAUACGAUGUUAAGUGGUUACAUUGAUAGCAGGCAUACAGAUUAUGCAUUGCCCAGUACUACAAUGCCAAUCAAUUUACACGUUUGCAAGCAGGUAGGCCCGAAGAGGUGUCGUCUGUUGCGCCAGCCACGAGUGAAGAAGGAGUCGAACCAUUUAUCACCAGACAGCGAGGCAUCUUCACCACAUAUCGUCUCUUCCUCCAUCUAUGUGACUACGCCGACGUUGAACCUGCCACAAACGUCGAGAAGCUGGGAGGAAACGAGAAUCUCGUCGCCUCCGCAAUCGAUUCUGGUGAACCAGCCUAGUCUAUUAACAGUGACCACCUCGACGAACCUGUUGACCGUACCUCAGCCAUCCUACUUGAUGAAACAACACUCCCACCCGCUCUUGUCUAAUCAGCAACAGUCUAGUAGUGGGAAUUACUGGAUACACAGGCAACACUCGAAUCCGGAGUUCCCCAGAAGGACCACCAGUCCGUCGAUCGUCGUCGAACCAGCGCCUGUUGUUAAAACGGAGGAAGAAAGUACAGAGGAGUCAAUUGCUAUGACUACUACCGAUACUGCAGGGUCUUCUUCAGCACUGAGAGUGAAGACAACGGAACUUAGACGGAGUUCCUCGUCACCACAUACGACAAGCAGGGAUACUCGAGAAAGCACUGGAGAUCUGCGUCUUGGUCACUGUCCACUUUUGCGUCCAGGUCCAGCUCUAGGCUGCAAUCACUGCUGGAACACGAUAGAUGCCCACGGGAGGACGCUUCGAAGGAAAACGAAGUUUCAUUGCCCUGAAUGUCAAGCCAACUUGUGUAUUGUACCUUGUUUCCAAGAGUACCACGAGCAACGACGAGAACUGAAGCUGAAACCUUUACCGAAAACCAGUUCAGUCUAA